Messenger RNA from Tricharina praecox, 3766 nucleotides. Its product is annotated as P-loop containing nucleoside triphosphate hydrolase protein. The record is from RefSeq and is a predicted model, not a curated record. Gene Ontology annotation, molecular function: ATP hydrolysis activity; ATP binding. Gene Ontology annotation, biological process: protein import into peroxisome matrix. Lineage: Eukaryota; Fungi; Ascomycota; Pezizomycetes; Pezizales; Pyronemataceae. The coding region runs from base 179 to 3670 and encodes 1163 amino acids. Gene Ontology annotation, cellular component: cytosol; peroxisome; peroxisomal membrane. The transcript has 3 exons.
CGGCCCGUGGUCUCAGUUGUCUGCACAAGAGAACUCGGCCUACCUACUCUACCUACUUGUACCUUCUAGUGCACGUGUAUGUACCUAUCACAAGCAGCAACAUCACAUCCACCGUGCCGACUUCUACAUACGCGCCCCUCACCCAUCCCCAUAACCAUCACCAACCAUCACACCAACGAUGCCUCACGCCGCCUCCGCCAACCGCCCUCCGUCAACACCGGCAACAGUGUUCCUGACUCCGCUUAAGAACUGCCUGCUGAACCUCCCAGCCUCACUCGUCUCAGUGCUCGUCUCCCAGAACACCCCCGCCCAGAAUGUAGUCGUCGAGAUUACCUUCCGCGGCUCGACCAUGGGCAGCGCUUCGUCCUCGCAGCGCACAGCGUACGCGGGAUGGACGGGAAUGCAGAGCAAGCGGAAGCCGACGGCUGGCACGCCCAUGCGCGCCGGCGAGGACGCAGUAAUAGAGAUGGAUCCGGCAUUGGCAAAGAACAUAGGAGUGACAGAGGGGUCUAAGGUAUCCAUCCAGAUACACGUUGAUCCGCCGGCAGCGCACACCCUCCACAUUGAACCUCUCACGGCGAGCGAUUGGGAGAUCAUCGAAUUGCACGCGUCAUUCCUCGAGCUCAACUUGCUAUCCCAGAUCCGUUGUGUGACCACCGCCCACCCGCUCUCGGUGUACCUCUCGCCCACGUCGACCGCGUCUAUACGGCUGACGAAGGUGGAGCCCGAGUCCGCGCUGUCUGGCCCUAACGGCUUCGCCAAGAUCUCUCCCGACGCAGAAAUCAUUGUUGCGCCGAAGACCAGACAGCGGCGGCCUAGUAGGGGCGCAAAAUCGACUACGAGUACAGCUCGGACCUCUACGAGGAGAAGACCUGAAGGUGCCUCCGUGUCUACGGGAAAGACGGCGCUAUUCUUGAGGGGCGUGGUGCUGCCGACUGUGCGGCAUGUCCCAGUUGCGGACGAGGAGCCCGAUCAUGAGGAGGAGAAUGACGAAAUGAAUGGUGGGGGCCGUGGUUUCACGGUGUAUCUGGACCCCAGUGCGAUCGCAUCAAAGCAGCUGCGGAACACGUCGAAGGUUGUGGUGUCGAUUGUUCGGCCGCCGUCGCUGCUACCUCCGAAGGACCCUUCGCAGCAGCAACAGGAACAACAGGGCGACAAGGACAAGGACAAGAAAGAUUCCGAGAUUGCCGCGGCGACAAAGAUAGUAGCCAACGUCCGACCGUGGGAUUUUGCGCCGGAUGCGAAACAUGUAGCACUCUCCCGUCUUUUGGCAGCUUCCCUCCAUCUCUUCGAAGGAGAAGUCGGUCCCAUGGUGCGCCUUGAGGCCGCGCUGCAGCCGGUUCCUCACAAGAUACUCGCCAAGGUCAAGAUACAUCCGUUUACGAAGGGGGGCAAGGAGGACGGCGUGAGAUGGGGCGGAGGAACCAAACGAUUGGAGGAAAUGGCCAUCUCUCGAAUCCAGGACGUAUUGGGACCCAAACGGCUGCGGAACGGCACAAAUGCGAUGAUUGAGGAGGACUUGGCUUCUGUUUCUCCCGGCGAGGGUAUUCUAGAGGGCCCGCUUACCGAUGGUAUGGUGCUUCCGGCGAUCGAGGACUCGCCGAUUGCCUCCGGUGGAAUAAUCAAACUCGAGGUCACAACGAUCGAGGGAGCCGAUGCUUCUCAAGCACCGUUGUUGAAAUGGUUCAUGGCCGGUGACAAGAGACCUACUAUCGAGAUUGCCUCACAUAUCCCCAAACCACCGGCGCCAGCGGUUCCGGAGACAAUGUUUGUGCCGGAUGAAGAGGACGAAGUGGUUGGGGUAGAUGCUGUUCUCCAAUCGGUUACCGAGAACCUUCUUUCUGCGUCGUCGGUGCUUUUGGCUGGUGCUCACGGUUCUGGUAAAACCUCCGUCGUGCGGUUGAUUGCGAAGAGGUUGUCCGGCGCACCGCACUUUUACCGGGUAGUUGACCCUGGGACGCUCUCUAAACUCGCGGAUGAGCGAGUAGCUGUGGUUAAAGAGAAUCUCAUCCGGUGGUUGUCGGAGGCAACUUGGAUGGCAGGCAAAUCAUCUCGCAGUAUUCUACUCCUGGAUGAUCUGGACCGGUUAUGCGCCACUGAAUCCGAAAAUCAGGACAACUCGCGGGUUCGACAGCUCGCAGAAGUUGUUGUUUCCACUAUCAAGAAAUUUACAGCUGGCAAAUUGGUGGUUGUCCUCGGUAGUUGCCAGGCAAAGGAGAGUCUCCACAGUCAUCUGGUUAGCACCCAUGUUUUCCGGGAAACCAUCGCCCUGAAGGCCAUGACCAAGGAGGGUAGACGGACGGUACUGGAGGGAAUCGUAGCUACCCGUGGCGGCGUGCAUCCGAGUCUGGACUUCCGGUUGAUUUCAGCCAAAACCGAGGGAUACAUGCCAGGUGAUCUCGCGCUCCUUGUGGAUCGUGCUCGCCACGAAGCUGUAGUUCGACUGGUCGAUAGCUCCGACUCCACGGUCGUUAAUUCGCUGGUGCUGGGACCCGAGGACUUUGAUUCCGCACUAGCCGGCUUUGUCCCUGCUGGUCUCCGCGGUGUCAAACUACAGACCUCCGGAGCUGGCUGGAAAGACAUUGGAGGUCUGAAGGAAACACGAAAGAUCCUCCUUGAAACUCUCGAAUGGCCAACCAAAUACGCGCCGAUCUUCGCCUCCUGUCCCCUCCGCCUCCGUUCCGGUCUCCUACUCUACGGCUACCCGGGUUGUGGAAAGACUCUCCUUGCGUCCGCCGUCGCCGGCGAAUGCGGCCUGAACUUCAUCUCAGUCAAGGGUCCCGAGAUCCUCAACAAGUACAUCGGAGCCUCCGAAAAGUCCGUGCGUGACCUUUUCGAGCGCGCCUCGGGUGCAAAGCCGUGCGUGCUGUUCUUUGACGAAUUCGACUCGAUCGCUCCGAAGCGUGGACACGACUCUACGGGUGUUACCGACCGUGUGGUCAACCAGAUGUUGACGCAGAUGGACGGAGCCGAGGGAUUGGACGGCGUCUACGUCCUUGCCGCCACCAGCAGACCGGACUUGAUCGAUCCCGCGCUACUACGUCCCGGACGUCUGGAUAAAUCCUUGAUCUGCGAUCUCCCCAACGAAGAGGACAGACUCGACAUCAUCCAUGCGGUCGGUGGCAAGGUGCACUUCGAUACCGACGUGGAUUUGGCAGAAAUUGCGAAGAGGACGGAGGGAUACAGUGGGGCGGAUUUGCAGGCUGUUGUGUAUAAUGCCCAUCUUGAGGCGGUACAGGGUGUUAUCAGCGAGGAGAUCAAGAAGAAGGAAGCUAUGGAGGAGAAGCCGGCGGAUGAUGAAGAAGAUGUGGAGUUCUUGGAGUUUGUCUGGGGGGAUGCCAAAGGGAAGUCGAAGGGCCUCGACCGCAGGGCCAAAGGGAAAGAGAGGGGGUUGCUGGUUGAGAAGAUCCAAUCCCUUAAAUCCUCUAAAUCCGGUAAGAAGUUCACCGACAAACCAGCGGGCGGCGACGCAGAGGAAGGAAAGAAGGAGGAUAUCUUGAUCAAAUGGCACCAUGUCGAGACGUCGCUGCAGUCCACCCGACCCAGUAUCUCUCAGCAGGAGCAGAUCCGACUCAAGAAGAUUUACGACGAGUUUAUAGGCGCGCGCAACGGCGAGAUGCCAAGCGGACAGGGUAGCACCGAGGUCGGUGGGCGGAGCAGCUUGAUGUAAUUGAGUCACGAGCGGGAGCACAUACACAUUGUUUAUUUCGGCUUUUGUCCUUUUUAUCCUUUUUAUUUUACUUUGCGCGCAUUUAAUACCAUGUAU